AUGGUUGACCUUUGUCGACCCUCAACUUUAGUCACCAAUAAUUCACUUGGCUCUCCUAAUAGUACUAAUGAUACAAAUAAUGGAAGUUCAAAUUUCUUCCCAUCGUUAUUCCUUCCUUAUUCACAAUUGAUUGACCCUGAUAGACAAGAAUCGGUUACAGCAGCCAUAGCCGCUGCAACAGCUGCUGCUGUAAUGGCAUCAUCAGCGAUGGAACGAACACGUCUCGAAGAAGAAAAAUUACGUGUUCAAGCUAAAGAUAAAAAAGAUCAAAGUGCAAAUGCAUCGGCUGAGGUUAAAACUCAUUUAAAAAGUUUUAUAUGUCGAAAAUUACAAAAAGAAGGCAAACUAGGAAACCAAGAAUCAAUCGACAUGCUAAGACGAUUUCAAUCAGAACCUACACUUGCCAAUCCACGUCUCGAAUCAGGCAAUUUUAAAAUAAAAUCCGAUUUACGUCAAAGUAUUCUUCAUCGCCAUCGGCAUGUUACACCAAUGUCAGAUAAACGCCAUCCAAUACGUUCGACUACUCUAGCUGAAAAACAGAAACACGCUACUCCACCUAUUCCAAUAAUACCAUUUGAUUCUCAAACUGGUCAAAUACCUCCACCGGAACAAUUAUGGCUUGAUUUAAAUGAUUUACAGCAGAAGCUUUAUAGUUGCUAUUCAACAGGUUCUAUUAGUGGAAUUAAUAAUGGUCAACGAAAUCAUUUAAAUCUUAUGUAUGGUAAUCAACAUCGUACAAAUAUUCUUGGUCCAAAACAUUUUAUAGUUGAAGAAGAAAACGAAGCAUUAUUAGCUAAAGAAUUACAAGAAGCAAAAAUUCAAAGUCCUUUUAAUAGCCAUAGUUCCAUGCAUAGUAGUCAACCACAAAUAUUUAAUUUUGAAUCCAAUGAUUUUACUAAUAAAAAUUCAAAUGUAUUAACGGAUCGGCUAGCAUUGCAUUCCAAAUCAUUAUCAUCUUUAUCAGCGAUAAAAUCACCAACAGAUAAUAAAUUACAAAAAAAUCUUUCCGGUUCCACACGAAUGCGUUUUACUUCAGGAAUUGUUUAUGAUGAAGAUACAUUAAAGCAUGAAUGUUAUUGUAAACGUACAGAUCUUCAUCUUGAAAAUCCUCGUCGUUUACUUGUUAUUUAUGAACAAUUAAAAAAAUGUAAUUUAUUAGAUGAUUGUGAAAUAAUUCAUAAUUAUUGUGCAACAAUUGAUAUAUUAACUGAUUGUCAUGAUCCUACUCAUGUUUAUUUAUUUGGUUGUGAUCAACGACAACGUACACAACAAUCAGCAAUGCUAUUAACUCAACGAAUUAAUUCAAUUGUACAAUUACCAUGUGGUGGUUUUGGUAUUCAUGAUGAUACCGAUACAAUAUGGAAUGAACUAUAUACAGCACGUGCCUGUCGUUUAUCUGUUGGUAAUACUAUUGAACUAGCAAAAAAUGUUCUUGAUGGAAGAUUAAAAAAUGGUUUUGCUAUUGUAAGACCACCCGGUCAUCACGCAAGAGACAAACCAUUAGGUUUUUGUUAUUUUAAUACUGUUGCUAUAACAGCUAAAUAUUUAAAAAAACAUCGAAAUGUUGAUCGUAUUGCUAUUGUUGAUUGGGAUAUACAUCAUGGUAAUGGUACACAAGAUUUAACAUAUAAUGAUCCAAAUAUUCUUUAUAUAUCAUUACAUCGUUAUGAUAAUGGAACAUAUUUUCCUGGUAGUGGACGAAUUGAAGAUUGUGGAAGUGAUAAUGGUCUUGGUAAAAAUGUGAAUAUUGCCUUUUCUGGUGAACCACAAUCAAUAAUGACUGAUGUAGAAUAUUUAGCAGCAUUUAGAAGUAUUGUUAUGCCAAUAUUAGAACAAUUUCAACCACAAAUCAUUCUGGUUUCAAGUGGUUUUGAUGCUUGUAUGGGACAUCCACAUCCACUUGGUGGUUAUGAAUUAACACCAACAUGUUUUGCUUAUAUGACAAAUCAAUUGAUGAAACUUGCUGAUGGAAAAGUUGUUUUAGUUUUAGAAGGCGGUUAUGAAUUAAAUGCAUUAGCUGAAUGUGGAAAAUUAUGUGUUGAAGCAUUACUUGGUCGAGAUUUACCAUCAUUUGAUGAAGAAACUCUUCAAGCUAAACCAAAUCUAUAUGCAGUACAUAGUUUACAACAUGUUAUGGAAGUGCAACGUGAAUUUUGGCCGUCAAUUGUACAAUAUAAACAUCUUAUUUCCAUGUCUCAUGAACAAGCCAUUAAUUCGUGA
This is a messenger RNA of Rotaria sp. Silwood1, 2220 nucleotides long. The record is from the annotation of a GenBank genome assembly. NCBI's taxonomy places the organism in Eukaryota, Metazoa, Rotifera, Eurotatoria, Philodinida, Philodinidae.